AUGACCGGCGAACAAUUUGUUGAAGUUCUCGCUACGGGGCCACAGAAGGCAAUCUAUGAGCCCCGUCGCUUUGCGAUUUUGCUGCUUGGAUCCUAUGGCUGUAUCUGCUCAUCUCUGAGCUACGCCUUCAAUCUCAUUGCGCCGGAGAUGCAGUCGCGUUACGACCUUACUGGGCGCGAUAUCUCGACCAUCAGCACGGUGGGUUUGGUGGUUGGCUACUUUCUUAUGCCAUAUGGCUUCAUUUUUGAUCACUUUGGUCCCAAACCGAUUUUCAUACUGAGCAUGGUGCUGUUUCCUCUCGGGGCGCUGCUGUUUGCGCUGUCAUUUCGCGGGACAAUUGAGGGCUCUGUGGUGCGUCUAAGCGUUUUCAACGCCAUUCUGACACUCGGAUGCACGCUGUAUGACGUAGUAUACAUGAUGACGAUCAUGAGCCAUUUCCCGAUCAGCAAGGGCCCUGUCGUGGCCAUUUUGAAGUCGUACAUCGGACUGGGCUCCGCCAUUGUGGGAAGCAUCCAGCUGGCCUUUUUUGACGGGAGGCCGGACCACUACUUCUAUUUUCUGAUGGUGCUGUUUUUUGUGACUGGAGCUGCGGGUUUCUUCCUUGUGCCACUCCCGUCGUACCACCUGACUGGCUAUGAGGAGAAACACCUGGCAUCGAGAAAA
This is a messenger RNA of Trypanosoma cruzi, 663 nucleotides long. RefSeq lists its product as uncharacterized. Gene Ontology annotation, molecular function: transmembrane transporter activity. Gene Ontology annotation, cellular component: membrane. Lineage: Eukaryota; Euglenozoa; Kinetoplastea; Trypanosomatida; Trypanosomatidae. The annotation marks the transcript as partial. The record is from RefSeq and is a predicted model, not a curated record. The transcript has a single exon. Gene Ontology annotation, biological process: transmembrane transport.